This is a messenger RNA of Maylandia zebra (zebra mbuna), 1960 nucleotides long. RefSeq names its product vascular cell adhesion protein 1. Gene Ontology annotation, cellular component: external side of plasma membrane. The record is from RefSeq and is a predicted model, not a curated record. Gene Ontology annotation, molecular function: transmembrane signaling receptor activity. Lineage: Eukaryota; Metazoa; Chordata; Actinopteri; Cichliformes; Cichlidae. Gene Ontology annotation, biological process: cell surface receptor signaling pathway; immune response.
UUUUUGAAACACCCACUGCCAUACUGAGACCAACAAGGUAUCAGUUACCAAUAGGGGGCAGCGUGACACUGAGCUGCUCUGUGGAGGGCUCUGGCAACUGGACGAUUUUGUGGUACAGUGCUGCUUCAUUUGGUUCUAAAGAAGAGCCUAUGACAGAAUAUGAAGGGAAGAAAGCUAUUAUUGUAUCACAAAGAGGUCUCUACUCCUGCAGAGGAAGAAGUGAUUCAGGUCGCCACACAUACAACAGUGAUAAGGCCAUCAUUAAAGACACUCUUCCUAUUACGGCCAUUUUGACUAUACAGCCCAACUGGACUAGGAUAUACAUGAGUGAAGCAUUCACUGUCAGAUGUGAGAUCCCAGGAGGAGAAGGGACUUACUGGAGCUAUGACUGGAGACCAGAAAGGUUCACCACAUAUUACACAACCAAUGAAAGAACAUUCUACAAUGUUGGUUGGGAAGACAAUGGAAAUUAUCAAUGCAGGGGCAACAUGGGGCUUUCCUUGACAGAAUGGAGUAAUGUCAUUCCAGUCACUAUAUCAUUUAAACUGCAACCUGUCCUCACCGUGUCCCCUUCAUGGCUGAGUCCCGGAGCCUCAGUAACUCUGAGCUGUGAGAUUGAAUAUCCUUCGGAGGGAUGGAGCUUUUACUGGUAUAAAGCUAUUCCUGAUUUGGACAUAAAAGAAGAGGCCUACAAGUACGAGCUGCUACCAGAUGGCAGCGAGACUGCUCAGACUUUGUACAUCAUUACUGGACAAACACACACAGCAGCAUAUGUGUGCAGAGCGCAAAGAGGAAGGAACUACUACUACACCUAUUACAGUAAACCAAAGUUUGUCUGGUCUGCAGAUCUUUAUUCAGCAGCAUCUCUCACAGUCGGCCCUGUAGAGCAAAGAUUAAGCUUUGACUUUGUCAGACUGACCUGCAAGGGAAACUCUACUUGGUGGAGAGUGAGGAAGUUCCCUGAGAAUAGCGUGCCGUAUUGCAGUAAUGUUUGGAAUCUAGGAGAAUCCGUAUGCACACUCUACACAAAAGCUUCAUAUUCAGAUGAUGGAGUUUACUGGUGCGAGUCUAUGUCAAAACAGUUCAGCAAUGCAGUCAACAUCACUUUACAGGAUUUUUAUUCAGGUCCUCUCAUGGUGAUCCCUGAUGAUCCUGUGAAAAAGGGAACUUUCGUUAGUCUUAGCUGCAACUUGAGAAUAAAAAAAAACUUCCCCAGUGUGGCUUUUUACCACAAUAACAAACUUAUCCAAAAUGAUUCCCGAGAGGAGCUGAACUUCUUGGCAGUGUCAAAAUCUGAUGAAGGUUCCUACAAGUGUCAGUACUCAGGAAAAGAGUCGCCAUCACGUUACAUGUCGGUUAAGUCUGCUGUCGGACCUGAAAGCUCUUCAUUUCCUGUCAGAAUGAAAGUCAUGAAUGCAGUCGCCUUCAUCCUGGUAAUGAUGCUGUCUAUGAAUCAGUAACACAAAUGGAAGAAACUGGAGAAGGUCAGUGAGGAGAGCUGUAGCCACAAAGCAAAAAAAGAAGCAUUUUAUGAAUCACUGUUGCUCCUCUGCUACACAAAUAUCAGACACAUAUCAAACACAUGCAUAUUUUCUACAGUUCGUUUGUUUGAAGAUAAUACAACUAAAUACAGACUUCAUAGUCUGUUUCAGCACAAAUAACACCAUAAAUACAUUAUUCGGGCUCUAUAAUCAUUUGUUUUUUACAAUUAAAAAGUAUAAAUAUAAUCAUUUGUAGUAAGAAAAAUCUGAAAUAUGUGAUCUUCAGUGACUGAUAAUGCAUCUGAAUAAUCUCUGUAUAGAUUGUGUAUAGAGGGUAGUAGCAUGCAGUAUGAAAAAUCUCCUGUGUCUGUCCUUAUGACAGCAGAGGUGAAACUGUACAGUAAGUGGUACUGAGGCCAAUCAGGAUUAUCCAUGAUGAUUACAGUUUUUUUUACUAAUGGUCCAUAUUUGAUUUUCUA